AAUACUUGUGUAUAAAUUGUGUGCCCACGGUCUGUAUUACCUUGUUUAAAUUUCAAACAUUGCACGUUCAUGCGGUGUACUGUUGCUGUUAAAGUAUUUAGUGUGCUUAUUUCGUUUUGAAAUUAUUACUUAUUUUACCCCAGUAAAUUAUAAUAAUCUAUCUAUUGUUCUCAUUAAUUUUUAUUAAAACUAUUAUUAAAGAUGAAGUUGAAAACUGAUAAUGCAGCCAAGAAAUCUUUGAACACAAAAAAAAAUAAAUCUCCUAAAAAACAAGCUAAAGGAGUUGAAGUUAGGAAGGAAAAAUCAAAAGUAGUGGUGAAGCCAACUGUGUUGAAAAAAGAAUCUGAUAAAGCUCAAGUAGAAUCACCUAUUGAUCCCCAAAAAUUACUACAAAGAGAAUUAUGGAAUAAAGCUGUAGUAAAUGUUUCAAACAAGGCUGGUCUUUCUGAUGUUGAAAACUGUAUUGUUAAAUUAUUAGCAGACUACAAAUCAAAAAAUUCCAUCCCGAUGAAAAAUAAUAAGUUUAAAAAUUUCAUUUUAAAAGGAUUUUCUAAGUACAAAGAUACUAGUGAUGACGUGUUAAAUGAAAUUUAUAACAAAAUAUCCAAUGAAUUUAAGAUAGUAGGUGGUAAUGAUAAAGCUAUUGCUGACAGUCAAGUUAGCUCUAAGAAAUCAGAUUCAAAAAUUGUUAAAACAAAACCAACUAAAAAAACUAUUAGCAAAGAAUUAGAUGAUGGUGAUGAUGAUGAUGAUGAUGAUGAAGAGGAAGAUGAAAACAAUGAUGAAGUUGAGGAUGAAGCAGAUGAUGAUGUUGAAGAUGAAGCAGAUAAUGAAGUUGAGGAUGAUGAAGAUAUAUUAGGUGAAAGUGAUGAUGACAUUGAAAGUGAAGAAGAGAAACCUAAGUCUAAAGCCAAAGGUAGUAAUAAGGCUAAUAUUAAAAAUGGAAAAAGUCCCAAUAAAGGUAAAAAUGGUAAAUUUAAAGGUGGCAAAGUGCAAAAAAAGAAGUUUGGUAAAAAAAAUUAA
This is a messenger RNA of Sipha flava (yellow sugarcane aphid), 1023 nucleotides long. RefSeq names its product guanine nucleotide-binding protein-like 3 homolog. Lineage: Eukaryota; Metazoa; Arthropoda; Insecta; Hemiptera; Aphididae. The transcript is spliced from 4 exons. The record is from RefSeq and is a predicted model, not a curated record. Bases 202 to 1023 code for a protein of 273 amino acids.